Molecule: messenger RNA, 1028 nt
Organism: Sorghum bicolor (sorghum)
Lineage: Eukaryota; Viridiplantae; Streptophyta; Magnoliopsida; Poales; Poaceae
Product: forkhead box protein G1-like
Exons: 1
Coding region: 314-757 (147 amino acids)
Source: RefSeq, a predicted model, not a curated record
AUAUGGACAACGGCGGCGACGUCGUCAGGCAGCGCAACACACCAGAACAGGCCAGAGCCAGAUGGUUCCAUAUCCAUCCAACUCCGAGCGUGUGUGCUGCCUGCACCAUCACGAACACCGUACGCGAUCGAGCGAGCCGCGCGCCGCCCGCCGCCCGAUGCUUACAAUCCACUCCCCACCGCAUCCGCAUAUGACGCCAUGCGCGGCUGGCACCGCACCUUCCCACCUUCCUCCGCUAGCCCCUAGGCGCUUAUACACAGUAUAAAUCCAGCAACGCACGCGGACGAACGCCGCAGCACGCCAUCGUCUAGUGAUGGAAGAGUUCCAGGAAGCCGACAUGCUGUGGCCGGACGUCGUUGCGCUUGCCCACCACCACCACGACUGCCACCGCUGCCACCGCCCGGCCGAAUCCGCCCACGGCCACCGCCGCCAGCACCCCACUACGGGUCAGCAGCAGCAACCACGCGCCGCGGUCGUCGUCCACCCACCACUACAGUCCCCGCCCGUGCGCAUCCCCUCGAUGCCGCUGGCGCGCCCGCGCAGCUACUACGGCGACGACGACGAUGGCGCGGAAGAAGCGGCGAUCGUGCCGCCGCACGUGCUGGCGGCGGCGAGGCGGUGCGCGGAGGAUCAGCGGAGCGUGGCCUCGUCGGUGUGCGUGGGCCACGGGCGCACGCUCAAGGGCCGCGACCUCCGCGCCGUCCGCAACGCCGUGCUCCACAUGACCGGAUUCCUCAGCAGCUCCGACAAGUACUGACGGACGGCGCGCUAUAGUAGAUUAAAGCAGCGCGCGGUUAGAAUCGUUGUAUUUCAGCAAUCUAAAGUCAGGAAUGGCAGCCGGAUAGUCGUGGGGUUUUUUUGGCAUCCAAUAUAUACUGGAGUUUGAACUUUUUUUUGGCAUGCAGGGUGUAAUUUCUGCGCCACUUGCUACUAGAUGGUAUACAUCCAGAUAGCAAUCUAAUGCUACAAUCAGCAUUGCAAAUUUGCAAUGAAAAAAAAAAGGUUCUUGUCGAACUAUGUUUAUGUCA